Molecule: messenger RNA, 3483 nt
Organism: Apiotrichum porosum
Lineage: Eukaryota; Fungi; Basidiomycota; Tremellomycetes; Trichosporonales; Trichosporonaceae
Gene: REV1
Product: deoxycytidyl transferase
Exons: 3
Coding region: 1-3483 (1160 amino acids)
Biological process (GO): error-prone translesion synthesis; error-free translesion synthesis
Cellular component (GO): nucleus
Molecular function (GO): deoxycytidyl transferase activity; DNA-directed DNA polymerase activity; damaged DNA binding
Source: RefSeq, a predicted model, not a curated record
AUGACACAACCCUCCUCGUCCCAGUCAUUCUGGGCGGAGGCCCUCGAAGUCGCAGAGUCACUCGAGAAGCGCCUAUCACCAGCACCACAACCACCACCAAGUCCAGAUCAUCCUCCUCCUCGGAAGCGUGUUCGGUAUGCACUCUCGCCCGACACCAGUGACGUCGAGCCGAAUGGUGACGAUGACGGUGGCGACAAGGGCGAUCCAUCAUCAUCCUCACCUCCCCAAGACUCGUCAACUACAACUCUCCAGUACCUCCCGGACCAUCGCACGCGGCUCCUAGACGGCGGUGGCCACGACGCUGUACACGACUACCUCGCCGCAGCCGAGUACUCUGGAGUCUCCUUCGGCGACUUUGGCGACUAUAUGCGCAAGAAGGAUAUCAAGAUCCAGACCCAGAACGCGUCCAUCGCAGCUGCAGCAGCGGACCGUGGUCUUGCGCAGAUAUUCGCCAACUUGACCUUUUACAUCAAUGGCAACACGCACCCGCCGAUGGAGGAGCUCCGGCGCAUGAUCCUGCAGCGCGGUGGCAAGUGUAUCCCCUACAUCCGUGCCAAGACGGGUCUCGACUUUAUCAUUGCCCCAGUCCUUACAUUGGCCAAGUUUCGCGAGUUCAAAGCCCACAAGCUCGUCCGCGAGGCGUGGAUAGUGGCCUGUGCCGAGCAGGGCAAGUUGCUCGAUUGGCGACGCUGGCGGUUGCGCGUGGAUGACGGCGAGGCGCGACUGGACGGGUUUGUGAAGGCUGUUGAGAGCGGGGAUGCCAAGGUCGAUACAGCGGACCAGGUUGCAGAGUCACCUCAAGGGCCCACACCGCGGCCAAUGCCCGUGACCACCCAAGCACCUAUCGCUGCCACCCAGAGUCUGUUGCAGCCUGUGCGUGCUGCGGCUCAGCGACCGUCCACCCAACACCCCAACCCUCGAUUGCCUGCCAUUCCUACACGGGUGUCUCACCGGUCUGCCGGCCCUGUUGUCCCACAGCCACAACCUCCCAACGAAUCCAUCCAACAACCUGUGGCCGCGGUCGACGACGCUAGCAAGGAUGAUGCACCGGACGCGGUCGCAGCCGCUGAUCCUGCCAAGGCGAUCAAUACUGCCACUCGACCCGAAGGCGCCUGGGACCACUACUUUGUCCACAAAUCCAACGUCCACGCCGCCGAGCUCAUGAAGUCGGAAGAGUUCCGCGCGCGCCAUACCUCGGAACGCGGCAACGAGGCAGGGUUCAUCGACCAAUUCUUCGAGAACAGUCGUCUUCACCAUCUCUCCACAUGGAAAACCGAGCUGCGAGUUCUCGUUGCAAAGGCCCGCGAUUCGGCACACCGUGUACCAACUGUCCUCGCCCAGGCUGGAGCCAAGCGCGUGUACCUCCAUGUCGAUUUUGACGCCUUUUUUGUGUCGGCGGGUGUCUCCUCCCGCCCGCACCUACGGGGGAAACCCGUGGUGGUAUGCCACUCGUCCAAGGGCGGACGCGACAGCACCUCAGAGGUGGCGAGUGCGAGCUACGAGGCAAGAGCCAAGGGCGUUAAGAACGGCAUGAGUCUCGGCCGGGCACGACAACUUGUUGGCGCUGAACUCGAGACCAUCCCGUACGAGUUUGAGACGUACAGACGCCAUUCGGAGGCGUUCUACACGGUACUACUCGGCUAUGCAGACGAGCUGGAGGCUGUGAGUGUUGACGAGGCGCUUCUGGACGUCACUGGCGCCGUGACUGCCAUCUCUCUCGCUCCAGAAGAGGCAGGCGCGACUAGCAGUGACCCCGCUAUUCAGCUCGGUGACCGCAUCCGCGCCGAUAUCCGCGGCAUCACUGGGUGCGAGGUGUCCAUUGGCAUCUCUCACAACCUCCUCCUAGCGCGUCUGGCUACCAAGAAGGCCAAGCCAGCCGGCAUCUUCCACCUCCGAGCCGAAGAGGCCCCAGCCUUUCUCGCCCCCCUGGAUGUGGACCAGCUGCCGUCUGUGGGUCACUCCACUCGAGCCAAGAUGCAAGAGGCCUUUGGCUCGACCUUGUGCGGGGACCUCCUUGCUCAGAACCGCAGUGUCCUACGCAAAACGCUGGGCCCCAAGACGGGCGAUACGAUCUACAACUUUCUCCGCGGCAAUGACGACCGCCGCCUCCAGCCCGACAAGGAGCGCAAGAGCGUCAGCGCUGAAAUGAACUAUGGUAUCCGGUUCCAGAAUCAAGAUCAAGCAGAUCGAUACGUCGCCGACUUGGGGGCCGAGGUGGCCAAACGUCUCCGUUCUGUCAGCGCCCGCGGGGGGCACAUCACGCUCAAGAUCAUGACACGGCACCCGGACGCGCCUGUCGAGCCGCCCAAGUUUCUCGGACACGGCAAGUGCGAGACUGUCAAUCGCAGUGGAACGUUUGGCAGGCCGACGGACGACGCCGAAACGAUUGGACGCGAGGCUGUGCGCCUCCUCAACGACAUGAACCUCGAUCCCGUCGAGCUCCGUGGAGUCGGUAUCCAGAUCACCAAACUCGAGACUGGCAUGCCGAAAGGCCAAUCCAUGUUGAGCUUUGCUCGUCCCGUGACUGAUAAGGUGGCCAAGGUGGACACGGUGAUCGACGAAGGUGUUGGCGAUGACGGUCCCCUCGGCAACGGCACCGUGUCUGAGGAGCGGUCUGACUCCGAGUGGCUCGCUGGUCUCCCACUGGACAUUCGACAGGAGUUUGAAGAGCAGCACGGAGCCAUGGGUGCUACCAAGCGACGCCAGCCAGAGGAAGCCCCAGCACCACCAAAGGCUACCAAGUCCACCCUCCGCCCUGAAGCACAUAUCACCCGUCAGCUGCGUCCCAAGCUCAAGACCCAGAUGGGGGUCAAGGACAUUGCAGCUCGACCUCUCUACGGCGCCUGGGCGCGAGCAGGCGGGGGUCAGUCGCGGGAUACCAGUCUGGAGCCCGUCAGGCCUCCGAAGCGUACCCGCGAAGACUCGGCAGUGGCCUCUGAAGCCGACUCUGACAUUGAGCUCUUGGACCCCGAGCCCCAGCCCGACGAUAUGCCCGAAUUUGUCGGUGCCUUCAAGACGUCCGACCUGCGAGCCCUCGGCAUCGAUCUCGACUUCAUCUCCGCCCUGCCCGACGACAUGCAGGCCGAGAUUGUCCAGAGUCGGCGCGACGAAGUGCAGCGACAACAGGCAAUGGCCCAGGCGCGGGCACGAACACGUACCCGAGUCUCGGCAUCCAUCUCCCCGUCCCACCGCCGACCAGGCGCUGGCUCGCGCUCGCCAUCGGUCAUGCCGCGGAUCCCGGCGCCGCGCGCGAGCGUCGUCAAGCGCCCGGCCCUCCUCGGUGCGUGCGACACGGCUGAUGUCGCGCAAGUGCUGGCUAAGUGGGUCAAGGAACGACCGUCCCCGGCCAACGAGGACGUGGCGCGCAUCAGCAAGUAUCUCGUAAACAUGGAUAGGGUGCAGCGCGAGGACAGACAGGGGCAGGACGGAGGCGGCAGGCACUGGAUGGCUCGUCACCAGGCCAUGGCUUACGACCGUGCUUAA